This is a messenger RNA of Canariomyces notabilis, 800 nucleotides long. RefSeq lists its product as uncharacterized. The transcript is spliced from 2 exons. Lineage: Eukaryota; Fungi; Ascomycota; Sordariomycetes; Sordariales; Chaetomiaceae. The coding region runs from base 289 to 501 and encodes 70 amino acids. The record is from RefSeq and is a predicted model, not a curated record.
GAAGUCAAUUCGCGGGGAGGAAUGGCAUGAAGAAAUCUACGAGCCAGUAGCGAAGGAAGUCCCUUACACCCAGCCAGCCUCCGGCUUCGUGAGCGAUACUAUCUUCCAGCCGGCAGCGCACGUGAGAAGCAUCAUCGGCCGUCGACAACGUCAGACUCAUCGACGGGAUUGGAGUCGUCGGGGGUAGGGUGGGCGGAGGAGAAGCCUGUUCAGCUGAGUAAGUUCCCGCCACACUCAAGCAUGAAUACCCAUAGGUAAACCUAUGAUAUGUAUGCCAUGCGCAUGAGGAUGGCCCGGAUGAAUUCUGUUGGCUGCGCGAUGCACAUUCUGUUGGCUGUUGGCUGCGGUUGGUGGUGGCAGAGUUCCCAGCUAUCAGGGAGUGGAGUCCCGCGAACCAAGCAGACGGGAUCGGGAUUUGCCGUUUUUACCACAGGUAAACUGUACGAGUAUCCGUAUGCAGCCGACUAUUUAUGUUGGUCGCAGAGCAGCAUCACCAACUAAGGUAUCUAGGUGUAACAGGAUAGCCAGGAGAGAGGACAUGUAUGUACUGUACAGUACACUAUUACGAGGGAGAUAAGAAGAUAUUUGACGAUGAUAAUUGCACUCACACCAUCUCGCAAUCACGUUACUGAGAAAGAGCGAGGCGAGGAGGGCUCCCGGGAAGGGAAGGCAGAUCCUGCUAGCCGGGGCGUCGUUCGUCCCACCAAUUGGGCCUCGAAGGAUCCCUGCUAAGUCGGCCACCCCUGUCAUAGCAGGCUUGGCGGGUCUGCGGGGCAGUUGACAAGAUCAGGGUUUACCGA